CGGCCCCCUCUCUCUUCUCAGAUGGAGGAGUGAAGCUCACUGACACACAUACAGACGCAACAAGCCACAGGCAGGCACGCUACCAGACAGACUGGCAGACAGGUAAGCAGGAGGCAGGCACCAUGACGCAAACAGGGGACAGACUCAGCUCUGUGACAACAGAUGCCUCCCACAGAACUGAACACUGAAGUUUACUUUGAGAGCCUCAGUGGAGCUGGAAUAAGCAGAAAAUAAGACAAAUAACAAGACGGGAUGAGGAGUUCUUGACUGCUGUUUUUUAGGCUGAGGAGGAGGGGGUAUUUUACACACUUUUUCUGUAGUUGCUGAACCUGUGGAAUUACAUCUAUGAGCCAGGGGAGGACUAAAGCCAGCAUGGUAUUCAGCUGGCAAAAGUCAUUUGCCAUCCUGAACCCCUGGAGGAAAGGGAAGGGGGACAAUGUGCUGGAUAAUGAGGUUGUCUUGACCAAGAUGAAGCUCUUCAACAACUUCCAUGAGAAGCUCCUCAACAACGCUGAUGAUUCUUCAUCCACUAUCUCCAUGUCAGUAUCUGAGCAGGACAUCUCAGAGCCUGUCAAAGGCUUGAAGGGGAAUGCUGACCUGGAUAACAUGCCUGGACAGCCCCUGAUGGAGUCAAACUCAGGCUACCUCUCUGACAUUUUCUCAGACUCUCAGCUUCCCAUGCUGUACAAGUUUGAGUCGGAGGACUCUGGAGUGGAACUGCCCAGUGGAACCAACUCUCCCUCCACACCCACCGGCUCAGAGCAGAGCUUUGUGGUCCACAGCCGGGAACCCUCCUAUGACUCCUGUAACCUCAAUACUCCUGUCCCUACCCCAGGUCCACUCCUCACCAUUGAACAGUGCUCUGACACCAAACAAACAGAGGGUAUGAGACACACACCGUGUACGACUGUAGACAAUGCUGUGCUGGAGUGCAAUACUGUGGAGUCGGGGGCUGAACUCAACACAGAAGUUGAGAGGGUAGACCUUCAUAUAACUGAGAAGGACAUAAAUAUGGAGAGGGCCCAACACAGGGCCUUGAAGGACACUGCUGAGGACAGUGAUAGGGUUUCAGAGGAGCUGGGUGAGAACAGGGCUGUGACUGACGGGAUCAACUCCGAGAACACAAGGUCCAAGAGCCAGUGCUCUACAGGGGCCUGUGAUGAUAUGACAGGAGAUAACUUUGAGCAGCGGCCUCUGAGGAAAAGCACGACGAGCGACAGCCUAGAGGAGUAUAUGGAGGAAUGCUGUAGACUGAGUGAGGUCCACCAGGCCAGCUCCAACCCCCUGGGCUCCGGUCUGGGCUACCUGGAGCACAUCUGCCAGCUCAUUGAGAAGAUUGGUCAGCUCCAGGAACACAACCUCAGGCUGCAGAAACAAAUCUGUGGGCUGCAGAAGGAUGGAAGGAUGACCAAGACCAAAGAGGACUUCUUCCUGCAGCACUGUAGCUGUGGAACGGCCGGUAUGGCCUUGCAGGAGCAGAAAAGACAUUCCAGGAGUGAGUUCCUGACCACCUCCAUGAGCGGCACCCUCUCUGACCUCUCCACCAUCCCUGAGGUCACACACCACACAGGACUCACUGCCAGGGGAGAGAGUGACCAGGGUGGAUGCCAGCCCCUGGUGCCCCUUUGGAAGAGGGGCCUGUAUCGGAUGAGCUACACAGAGGGAGAUACGCGCUCCUAUCUCUCUGAUAGUACAGAGGGUCUCUCUGCCCCACACAGACGGCUGAGUGAGAACUACACGUGGGGCAGAGUGAAGGAUCUGGUGAAGAAGACCAAGCUGAGGAACCAGAGCAGACUGGGACAAACAUCCACCUCCCUCAAGAGAUCCUGUCCACAGCUUUACCGCCCUGACCUGGGACCAGUGGACCUACCAGGAAGAAACAGGAACUCCAUGAUCGCCUUGGGCCAUCAGAACAAACUGGACUUCCAGUGGCCCCGAUAACCAUUGUUGAUACGAAACAGAUGGCCUGAAGUGAGAAGAGAAUGUCCGGAAGAGGAUAAGGUGAAGUUGCACAGAUUCUUGACUGGACUGAGAGGGUAGUGUGAAAGGAGGGGAUGUGAGAAAUAACACUUGUGAUGGAUGACAAAACUUUGAGUGAGGAGUGAAAAGAAAACAAAAAGAGGGAUGGUCAUGGACAUCUCUCUUGAGAUAAAAAUCUAAACUAAGGGAUUUUAUUGUCUCAGAUAAGGGAACAUUGGUAUUUAUAUGAGAAUAGACAUGCAUGUACUCCACAAUGUACAUGAGUACGAUACAAAUGAUUUAAUCUUGUACUAUAAUCGUUUUCUAUUCAAUUCAUAUUGUAAUGCUUUCUCGAAAUAUAUGUUAUGUUAUUGACAUUUCAGUACUAUGUGUUGAAGAAAACAAUAACUAUUUGAUAUGGUUGUUCCAACUAAGAAAUAGCCUAGACAAUAUUCUGGGGUGAAAUUAAAGGGAUAGUUCACCCAAAUUACAAAAUGACAUUGGUUUCCUUACACUAUAAGCAGUCUAUGGACAAGCUAUGACAGCAAUGCAUCAUUUGGUUUACUUUCCCUGCCACUGUUUCAACAUGCUAGCAUUUUAGCAUUUGUGGCACAAAUCCCAUUCAAGUCAUGGGACCAAUAUUAUUUGCGCAUCAUGCCCAAAUCAAUACAUGAUUUAAAUUCUAGAUAAGAGCGUCUGCUAAAUGACUAAAAUGUAAAGGUAAAAAUAAUUCAAAAGUAUCUAAAGUUGCUUGUCAAACUCAACAAAGUCACAUAGAUUAUUUGAACAUGAUGCUUGAAAAAUACUAAUAUCGGUCCCAUGACAGGGUAAGGAAACAAAUAUGUAAUUUUGUGUUUGGGUGAACUAUCGCUUUGGUUAUCAUGCUGUAACAGUCCUGACCUGUUUUAUGUUGUUUUUUAUGUGUUUAUGGUCAGGGCAUGUGUUUUGGGUGGGCAGUCUAUGUUAUCUGUUUCUAUGUUGGUUUCGGUGUGCCUGGUAUGGCUCUUGAUUAGAGGCAGGUGGUUUGCAUUUUCCUCUAAUCAAGAGUCAUAUUUAGGUAGGGCAUUAUCACUGUGUGUUUGUGGGUGAUUGUCUCUUGUGAUGUCUUCGUGUCGUUAUUCGAUGUAUAUUCACAAACGGGACUGUUUGGCUGUUCGUUUUGUUUCGAUGUCGUCUGUUGCCUGUUCGUGAGUUUACGUUUCAGUUAUGUAAGUUUAUGUUCAGGUUUUCGUUCUACGUUGUUUUUGUUAUUUUGUAGUUUGAAAGUGUUUUGUUUUUGUUUCGUGGUACCAUCUUCAUCGUUGUAAAUAUAAUAAAGAUGGCAUAUUUCCCAGA
Molecule: messenger RNA, 3294 nt
Organism: Salvelinus fontinalis (brook trout)
Lineage: Eukaryota; Metazoa; Chordata; Actinopteri; Salmoniformes; Salmonidae
Exons: 8
Coding region: 346-1941 (531 amino acids)
Source: RefSeq, a predicted model, not a curated record